CAAUUCUAUUUCUCACCCAGAUACUGAGUUACUGACACGAGUUGACCCUCCAGCCCAACAAGGCAACAGCAAUCCUCACCGCGCCGGCGGGCGCCCUCUCCCGAUCCCCUCGCGCCGGCGAGCAAUCAGUUGACGCCUCCCCUCUCUUUCCCGUUUAGCCCGGUCGUCUCCCCCGCACCGCCGCUGUACCCUCACCGCCGAGCGCGCCUCCACCUGCGCACCCCUUCACUAAGCGCGCAACGCCGCCACUUCUCUCUCAUCCUCCCUUCUCUCUAGAAAUCCUCCUCCUCCUGCCCACCCCCGCCUCCAUCCCCGACCCCCAAACUAUUUCCCCCCAUUCCUUUAGUCCCCCUCCAAUCCAAAUCGCUCUUCAUUUCGGGGAGGGACCCUCCAGUCCAUCCAGCUCGUUGCGGAUCGUUUGCGUUGCGGGUGCUCUGGUUGACUACUCAGAGCAGGGUUCAACUGAACCCCCCAUGCGCAAAUCUAACUCUACCCCGAUUUGCAAGUCAUGCAGUUCGAUGAUGACCGGGACUUUGGUGCGGGUGGUGGCAGUGGAGAAGUUGAUGACAAAGUGGAUGAGCCUGCCAGAUGCCUACGCUGUGGCAUCAGUGCAAGUGCGACGCCUCAUAUGCGUCGUGGGCCGGAGGGACGGAGGACCUUAUGCAAUGCAUGUGGCAUAGCAUGGGCAAAGGGGAAAACGAGAAAAGUUAUUGAUUCUGAUGCCCACAUAGACGAUGCCACAAUUGCAAAAGUGGUGCCAGAAGUCGGCAUGGAAUUUGACAAUGAAGAUAAAGCAUAUGAAUUCUACAAUAAGUAUGCUGGACAUGUGGGCUUUAGUGUUCGUAAGAGUUCAUCAGAUAAAUCAGCUGGAAAUAUCACAAGGUCAAGAACUUUUGUAUGCUCGAGAGAAGGUUUCCGUAAGGACAAGAAAGGAGCUAAAGAAGUUAAAAGGCCACGACCAGAAACAAGAAUAGGGUGCCCUGCACGGAUGACAAUUAAGAUUACAUCAGAUGGGAAAUAUCGUAUCGCAGAAUUUGUAGCAGACCAUAACCAUCAACCAGCACCACCAUCGACCAUGCAUAUGCUCAGAUCUCAGAGAGUACUGACCGAGCUGCAGACCACUGAAGUAGAUUCUUCCGAAGAUUCAACAACACCAUCAAGGUUUUCCAGUGGUUGUUUAGUCCGGCAGGCGGGGGCAGCUACAGAUGUCAACUUCCUCCCUGCUGAUUAUAGGAGUUCACUUCAUUCAAAGCGUAUGAAGAAUAUGCAACCUGGUGAUGCAGGGGCCGCUGUAAAGUACUUUCAGAGCAUGCAGAUGAACAACCCUUCAUUCUUUUAUGCUUUUCAGCUUGAUGAAGACGACAAACUAACCAACAUUUUCUGGGCUGAUUCCAAAUCUAGAACUGACUUCAGCUACUUUGGUGACGUAGUUUGUUUGGACACAACUUACAAGAUAAAUUCACAUGGAAGGCCAUUAAUGCUGUUCCUUGGAGUGAAUCACCAUAAGCAAAUUUCCAUUUUUGGCGCAGCUUUGCUUUAUGAUGAAUCGAUGGAGUCUUUCAAUUGGUUGUUUGACACAUUCAAGGUUGCCACUGGUGGAAAGCAGCCAAAAACAGUCUUGUCUGAUCAAUCAAUGGCAGCUGCGGCUGCCAUAACAGCAGCAUGGCCAGGUACAACUCAUUGUCAUUGUCCAUGGCAAGUUUACCAAAAUGCUGUUAAUCACCUCAAUCACAUCUUCCAAGGUUCUAAGACAUUUGCAAAGGAUUUCAGCAAAUGUGUGUAUGAAUAUGAGGAAGAAGAGGACUUCUUGCUAGGAUGGAGUACUAUGCUAGAGGAUUAUAAUCUAAGAAACAAUGAGUGGGUUCGCAAGUUGUUUCAAGAUCGGGAUAAAUGGGCUUCAGUGUACAAUAAGCACGUGUUCACUGCAGAUAUAAAGAACUCGUUACAAUCAGAGAGUAUAAGCAGUGUCUUGAAAAAAUACUUGAGUCCACAGUUUGAUUUGUCAUCUUUCUUCAAGCAUUUUGAAAAAGUACUGGAUGAGCAUCGAUAUGCCGAGCUACAAGCUGAUUUUCAUGCAAGCCAAAGUUUUCCGAGAAUACCUCCAUCCAAAAUGCUAAGGCAAGCUGCUAGCAUGUACACACCAGUGGUCUUUGAAAUUUUUCGCAGAGAGUUUGAGAUGUUUGUGGAUUCAGUGAUUUAUAGUUGUGGCGAGGCUGGGACUGCAUCAGACUAUAGAGUAGCAGUAACGGAUAAACCUGGGGAGCACUAUGUCAAGUUUGAAUCCAGUGAUUUCUCUGUUGUUUGCAGCUGUAAAAAGUUUGAAUCAAUGGGUAUUCAGUGCUGUCAUGUGUUGAAGGUUCUUGACUUCAGAAAUAUAAAAGAGUUACCACAAAAAUAUUUCUUGGGAAGAUGGAAGAAGGACGCAAAGUCUGCAAAUACAGGAAAUCAAGAAUUUCUUAAUGAUGGAUCUUCACAAACUCCAAGCUCUUCUUUAAAUGGUCUGGGGCCAUUUAUAGAUCACCAACACAUGCAAACAAAUAAUCAGCCUAACCAUCCACAGGAUUCCUCUGUAUCUAGCUUCCACCAGCAAGGUCUUCAUGGAGAUGCACAAGGAAAUCAGGGUUAUACCCCUUUAGUUGGGAUGCAGCCGCAAGAGUUCAUCGGGGAUUUUCACCUUAACAAUGGAGCAGGUUUUUGAUGCAAAAAUGGAACUGAGCUUUGUCCCAACUGGUCCAAUUGAUCAGUUUUAAAAUAUCUUUUCUCUUGUAAAUUAUAUAAUGUAUGUUUGUGUAGCAUCAGAAAUGUAGAAUCCAGCUAGUUUUCUAGAAACUUUAGACGCUGUUAGUUGGACCUUGGUAUCAUUAUGUUUUUGCAGUAGGAAGUUUGUUUGAUGUUAUAAGGAAUGAAACUUCCCUUGACUUCUGGAUGGUAAAAAUAAUAAGUUAUGAGCAUGCGUGCGUUUGUAUCUUUGUAAAGAGGAAAGAACAACUACUCAAUCACUUCCGCUGCAGAAAUGUACCAUGUAAUAUUUUCUA
Messenger RNA from Setaria italica (foxtail millet), 3035 nucleotides. RefSeq names its product protein FAR1-RELATED SEQUENCE 5. Bases 509 to 2698 code for a protein of 729 amino acids. The transcript is spliced from 5 exons. Gene Ontology annotation, biological process: regulation of DNA-templated transcription. NCBI's taxonomy places the organism in Eukaryota, Viridiplantae, Streptophyta, Magnoliopsida, Poales, Poaceae. The record is from RefSeq and is a predicted model, not a curated record. Gene Ontology annotation, molecular function: sequence-specific DNA binding; zinc ion binding.